AUGGCGGAUUUCACGCCGGAAGAGCAGUUUUCGCUGCUCAGUCAACAGCUCCUACUGCUGAACCAAAUUCCUGCACAAGAUGAUCCUAUCAAUCCUUUGGAAGCAGCUAUGGGCGGCCGUCAGAGCCCAAAAGAGAUUGUCAGCACUCCAAUGCCGCCACACAGUCUCCGCAGUGAAGGUAGGGGAACCUUAGCGGAUGCUUCAGUGUCCAAGGGAGGUUUAUUGAGUGAAACCGCUCCAGUGAAUUCUCAGGCACUUCCUUCAUUGGUAUCGCAAGACGCAACAAGUGCUUCCAAGACUCAGCGGCUGCAAUUUAUGCAAAUGGCUUUAAUAGAGCAUCAACACCAACUGCUGCGUCAACAACAGCAUCUACAGCAGCAGCAGCGGCUGCUCCUCCAGAAGUCUCAGGAACGCAAUGUUGCACCGCACAGCUUGGCUCAGCUUUUUGUCGACCUUCGUGAAGCCCGCCAACAUCGGAAUUUGCAGACGCAGCAGCGUUGUGACCAAGAUGUGCCGUCUCGGAAAUCUGAAGGACGCGUACUAAGUACAGGCUCGCGUCACAUUUUCAGCCAGGCGUCUGGUGUUGGGGCUGAAGUUCACGUACCGAAGCAUCACGGCUUUUUCGAGAGUUCGUUUGGUACGGGUGUGCAGGUUGAAGGGAAGCCUUCGGGACAUGCGCGAGAAGCAGACCCGCCUUUGAAGCCCCGCCAUGUAGAAGAACAGUCAUUACAACAGAAAGGGGAGCGGCCAUCGAGGGUAGCUGGACAGGGAUUGUCCGACAGGAGGAGAAUGCUCCGCAGCGCUGGACUCCUUGACACCCGCACUGUGCUAAGCUGUACGCUCAGCGCUCUCCGCUUCGGCAGCAAGAAUUUUACAGCGCAUUCAAGUGAGAAAAACGACGACAGCUCUUUCGGAGGAUCCAACGACAACAGCGUGCGAAUGGCGAGCAAAGAUAGAUCCAAAAGUGACUAUAAGACUACGUGUUACGAAGGAGUUCAUUCUGCACUAGGUGCGUCUCCUUGGGAAUCUGCGAGCCUUCCGUAUGGGCCAGCUGGAGGGAGGGUGGUGCAGGUUCACGAGGAGCCCUUACCCCUCUCUGUUCUUUGCGCCAAUGUUUCUCCCUCAUCUUUGUGGAAGCACUGCCUGCGGGUAACUCUUCAUGCGAGGCGGUGUGCUAUCCGGACACGCCGAUAUUGGAAGGCCGUGAUACCACUGUUCCCUAGGCGCAGUACAUAUUCAGUAGCAGCUGUAUUGUCAGAUGAUGAUCUUCAGAAGUAUACCAGCAUUGGGCCUCGUAGUGCUCCAUUGCGUGACAGCAGAGUUGCUCUUGAUAGUUGGGUCCCGCCUAAAGAGCCGUUUUGUGACCCCGGGCUUUAUUGUGUUACUGAAGAGGGCGGUGCAGUUCUUGCAGCCUGGGCUGUUGCUGUUGAUAGCCGCGGGCGUCUGCGGCGCUGUGCAGCACCAGUUUACACUGUUGCGAAGGGGCCGGCUGAGGAAGAAGCUUCCACCAAAAGAAAGCGGUCGACACUUCAGGAGAACGUGCCUGGGUAUUCCGCGGCAGAGAAUGCUUGGGGAGUGUUUCUAGGGGAUUCGGCACACGUUGGAUCUGAAGCGUUAUUGACUUUGGAAAAGUGGUAUCUACAGGUGGCAAAUGAGCCUUUAACAGAGCAACAUAUUAGGAGUUUUACACUGGCGGAGUACGCGUCCGUGUUUAGCGAUUAUGCAGAGUCGCUAGUGAACGCUUUGCAAAGACUUGUCGAGAUGCGACAUGGGUCGUCUUGUGUAAACAAAGUUGCUGAAAGCUGUGGGUGCGACUGUGAUAUAUGCGGUGGCCAGCCAUGCCGUGUGAGAUUAGCCUGGAGGCAGCAUAUGAUGGCUUUCGAGGUCGCUGUGGACAAAACUGCUGCGGAAGUGUCUCGUUCAGAUUCUUCUGGAGAGGAGUCAGUUGGUCAGGGAACGCAUGGAAGUGCGCGGAGCCGUCCAGUCGAUGCGUCUCGGCACAACAAAGGUGGCUGGGAGUGGUGCCGCAAGUGCCAGUUUGGGUGCCGCAUGCAAUUUCGCUUGAUUCUUCACGAGCUGUAUCAGCCAAUGUCUUUGACGAAGUCAGGAUUGCGCAGCGCGCUUUCCCAGUUGUUGAUGAGGUUGCGGCGGUAUGUAACAUUGUCUUCUCUUGCCGUCAAAUUCCUUAUGCAGCGCAUACGAGAAAUACAGCUUUUGCCCGUCCGCGAUGAUGGAACACGGGCUUCCCCUGUUGAAGCAAGUGAACGGGAGGAGGAGGGUGAGAAUUUGCAUUGUUACGAUUGGGCCACUCGGGACUGGGCCCAAGCAUGCUGGCAGCGGAGGCAACGUAGUAAUAAAGGUGACAUUGCCGACUCCGUGGUCACCAGCAGCGAUCUCAACAGGAGCGUUGCAAGGCUUUCUAUGCUAUCAGCGUCGCUGAUGGAGCCUCUUGCAUCCGCUGUUACGGGCGGCAAGGAGCCAGCUCCUCCUGCCGAUGACCGGGAGUUGUGCACUGGCGCGCUUUGGUUAACGGAAGUGGAGAAACCAAUGGUGAAGACUGGCAUCGCAGUUGAAGAAUUGCAGUCGCUGGCUGGGGAUGCAUCACGACAACAUUGCACCACUUCAUUAGCUGGUCCCGAAGCUCGUUUAUCACGAACCCCUGCAGCAUCAGAUCUUAUGAGCCUUCAUGAUUACCAGGAUGAAGGAGCCCGGAGCCCUCACUUUAGCUAUCCUGUUUCGAUCGCGUCAUCUCAAGUUCCUUCUGCUUGCAGUACUCCUCCACGGCAGUCCAGCCGUCCCCGGCUAGGUCGGUUGUUUGCCUUGCCGCGAAGUGUGCAAACGCAGCAACCAGGGGGUGAUGGGGCUCCUGGAUGUAUGCCAUCGGGACCUUCACAGGAAUGUGAACUCCACAUUCACUGUGAUGGGACAGGAAAGAUGUCAAGAGGCCGAGUCACUGAGAGAGAUGAAUUGUCCCGUCCAGGCAACGAGGCAGAUCGUUUCGGAGGAGACGGAUUGGAUUCUUCUCCUAGAAGACUUCGUCGUAUGCAGAGGGGUCGUUUAACUGCAGAGGGCCACCAGACAACAUCGGGGCGCCGUGUGGAAAUACCUCGACGACUUGUGCCGCUAGUGCCGUGGUGGUGGGAAGACUACAUAAAGACUGGGGCAGCUCAGAAUGCACAAAAUACGCGCUCGAAGAAAGGAAGAGGCGGGGAGGGCGCUUCUGACAGUUCGUCAGUAAAUUCGACAAUUUCACUGGAAGCGGCACCUCAUCUCUUCCGGAUUCCUUGCGAAAGACUAUCGGCCCCGUCGCAGCCGGAGGUGAAGCCACGCCCUUGGCAGGAUAGUGAAUCGACUACAGGGGCUAUGCUGGCACGGUUUUCUGAGGCUGUUGACAGCGGGAGUCGAGUGGAGGCACGAACUGGGUCGCAAGAGGGGAGUGGGUUGCCAGGAGGUCACAGUUUAGAUCUUUCUGUUGACUUAAUUCAUGCAGCUGCUGAGCUUGUCGACAGCAUACAGAGCUGGCCAGUUGAAUUUAGUGCUAACUCGAGUAGCGCCCUUCAUAAGCCGUCUCGAAGCCGCGGCUUCGUGUCUUCCGAAGGGGGUGAUGGACCAGUUGCGGAGUCUUCUAUGCCAGGUUCUGAAGCAACAGCCGCGUUUACACCAGCAGGUAGAAAGGCGAAACACAUGAAGGGCAAUGAAGCAAUCACAUCACAAGUGCUGGAGCCCAGCAGCAGUGGGGGCAUGUUGACGUUCGUUUCGUCAGUUUUAGCUGCACCCACGGACAGUGAUGUAGGUAGUCUCCGCGGAUUUGAGUUGUUGCAAGGUGCGGUGCACGUUUUGUUCGGCUCCAGAAGCCUUUCAUCAGGGUUGCUGCAGAAGGAUUUGGAGUUCCCAUGUGAAACUUCUUCCGACCUUGCAGACCCUUGUCAAGGCUGUGACCGUUUUGGGCAUUUUGCCGUUCCAGGAGGUCCUAAGGCUGCGAGCAGUGACUCUGUGGUGGAGUUAGACAAGCGUGGUGUUACCGAGCCCGCAUCAGAGUUUGCUGAGGGCAGCGGGCGUGUCCCGCCGCUGGAUAUCAAUGCUAGCACUCCACUACUGCGCUCUCUUGCGGCAUCAUCAGCGCCCGCCGUCGAUAGCACUCAUGACCAGCUGCUGGUGGAUGAUUUUUACGUGCGGCCGUUGCUGAAAGGGCCCUUGCCGCACAGGGAUGCUUGUGAUCCUUUCGAAAGAGAUUAUACGGACGUCCAGAUAAGAUUGAAACCGUUAAGAGCGUUUGGGCUAUGGCAAGAACGCCACGGUCGUCACAGGCGCCGCUCAUGGAGGCACUCUCCCCAGAGUGCUGGAAGCUCACCACGUGGUAAUUCCCCAGCCCCACUUCGUUCGCAGGGAACAACUGGACUUAGUUUGAAAAAGCCACUUCAAGGAAACACAAGAGGAAGGGGUUUGGGAGCAAUAGGAGAACGGACGGGAACUGUUCGGAUUGGAGGUAGACGUGUGGUUGUUAGGACAGUUGAUGACGGGUCUGGAUGGGCAUCUCGGGAACCAAGUGCGGGAGUCCUCUCUGACUUCUCUGUUUCCCGCUGCAGCAUGUCAGUAGACUCGAGCCUGUCCAGCAGAGGAGUAAGCGUUUGUAGCAGGGCCACAAGUAAUGCAGGGUCAGUUUCAGAUGCUUCUGUUCAAGGCGGUGGUACCCCACAGAGUCCCAGUGCCCAUGAAGGUGCACCACGGCAUAGGAGAGGAAGAAGCCGGCCCCCUCCUGGUGGGCGAGGUUCCGGUGGUGGUAAUUCUUCCGCGCCCACAGGUGUUUAUCUUGAUGUUGCACGAAAACUUUGGAGAUGCCAGUGGAGAGAGAACGGCCGCUUCAAGACAAAGAGCUUCCCCCUCAAUCAGUACAAAACACUGAAAGAAGCGCGACGGGCUUGUGUUGUGUUCCGAUGCCUAAUGGGGGGUUGGGAGGUACAGCCAGCAUGGCUCGGCGAUGAUGAAGAGGCAGAUAUUGACACGUCAGGACAGCCGGAAAGCUUUAAAGAUUCCACAACAGGCGACACUGGAAGUGGUGGUGCUAACCCAGCAGCCGUUGCUCCUUAA
Messenger RNA from Eimeria tenella, 5088 nucleotides. RefSeq lists its product as uncharacterized. The transcript has 7 exons. Gene Ontology annotation, molecular function: DNA-binding transcription factor activity. The record is from RefSeq and is a predicted model, not a curated record. NCBI's taxonomy places the organism in Eukaryota, Apicomplexa, Conoidasida, Eucoccidiorida, Eimeriidae. Bases 1 to 5088 code for a protein of 1695 amino acids. Gene Ontology annotation, biological process: regulation of DNA-templated transcription.